GGAGGAGGAAGCCACCAGGAACAGCAAUAGCAACAGCAACCGCAGCCAAACAAAACUGAAAACGGAAAAGUUGCUCUGAAACAGACUGCAGGAGUGGAGAAAGGGGACUGAGAGGGGAAUGAGGGGAGCAGCCAGCGGAAGCCGAGGCUGAAAAGUUCCCAAAUUUGGUAGACAGACCCCUUUCUGGCCAUCUCGUUCCCACUUGCAGCCGGAACAGUUAGCAGCAGCUGGAAUUUGAUUUUAACGCUUAUUCGAGAGCUUGGGAUCUGUUUGUGGCACCAGCCACUGACAACCAUCACCAAGGCAGGAGCAACUGGCAGCCGAAUUAAACCCAGCACCAGGAAAACUUCACCCCGGAAACCCCACCCCCACUCCCCCCUUGGAAGCUACGCAUCAAUGGCAACACAUUGAGAUUGGCUGUCAAAGGGGAGCGGACGAAGUGGAGCUGUGGAAAUGUUCGCCACUUGCGGCGACACAUGCUCUGACAAUUUAUUGACUCCUCGCGGCACCCACACCCACACCCACUAAGCCACCAAACCCCGCUCCACCAUGGGACUCCUUCCCCUGAAUCUGAUCCCGAUCCUGCUCCUAUGGCUCACCAUUUCCACUUCGGUCAGCGGCUAUCUGAACAUUUUCAUCAGCCACCACGAGGUGAUGAAACUGAUGGGACUCGAGGCGGACCUGUUCUAUGUGCACGAGGGAGCCAUCAACACAUACGCAAUGCACUUCACCGUUCCAGUGCCUGCGGAUGUCCAUGAGCUGGAGUUCUCCUGGCAGAGUCUGAUUGCCUACCCACUGCCAUACGCCAUUAGUAUCGAGUACAACAACGACCAGGAGGCACUGGGCACGCCCACGCUGAGCAUUCCGCACAAGGGGCUGGUGCCACAGGAGAUCGAGUCCUUCCUGGUUUACCUGCCCUGCACCGGAAAUGCGAGCCUACAGAUGCCCGUCAAUGUCAACAUGGUGGUGCGUGCUCCUCCUCGAUUCAACGACACCCGGCUCCACUUCAAGCGCAAUAAGAUCUGCGCCAAAGGCAUCUCACCUGAGCCCAAUCAAUCGCCGGCGCCUGCCCACGCCCCCUCCCAAGGACCCGCCCUGCUCAGUGCCGCCGCCUGUGCUCUGGGUUUGGUUUUGGCCGUGGGUCUAGUGGCCAGCAUGAUGUAUGUGAGGGCGCGCAAACAGCUUCGCCAGGACUCGCUACACACCAGCUUCACCACCGCAGCUUAUGGCAGCCACCAAAACGUGUUCAUCCGUCUGGAUCCCCUGGGAAGACCGCCGAGUGCCACGGGCUCCUAUGCGACCAUUGCCAGCCUCAACAAAUACCCUGCGGACAGCAAAAAGUCGUGCAGCAUAUUCGACCGUUUCCGGAGCUCACCCACCCCCACGCCGUAUGCCACCGCCCUGCUGCCCAUGAAUCUCGAGCAGACCGCAGAGACGAUUUACUCGAAGCCAGAGUCGAUCUGUCCCUCGAGGAUUUCCUACUACGCCUCCUCGCAACUGACCCAGCCCUGCAGCCUCUCGACGCCGAAGAGCAUUCGCAGCAAUGGGAAUGGCAACUGCACCAGCGGAAGUGGCAGCUUGAGCCUUUUUGGGGGCAUACCCACCGGCAGCACCAUCACCAUGGCCAGUCACGGCCAUGAGAAGGGCAACCAGCGGCUGCGACGGAUACCCAGCGUCCAGCCGGGCGCCCUCAGCUACGAGGAGCUGGUCAAGGAGGGCACCUUCGGCAGGAUCUAUGCCGGCAAGCUGGGCGAGUCCUGCGAGGCGCUGGUGAAGACCGUCAUCGAUGGCGCCUCGCUCACCCAGGUGGCCUGCCUGCUGCAGGACGCCUCCCUGCUGAUCGGCGUCAGUCAUCAGCACAUCCUGGCACCGCUGCUGGCCAACACGGAGCUGCCGGGUCCGCCGGAGAUCGCCUAUCCCCAUCCGUCCAAGGGCAAUCUCAAGAUGUACUUGCAAAAGUCGCGGGAGUCGAGCACGGCAUUGAGUACGCGCCAACUGGUCGAGUUUGGGCUGCACAUCACCAAGGGAUUGGCCUAUCUGCACUCCCUGGGCAUCGUGCACAAGGACAUUGCCACACGCAACUGCUACCUGGACGAAGAGUCAUAUGUGAAGAUCUGCGAUAGCGCCCUGUCCCGCGAUCUCUUCCCGGACGACUACGACUGCCUGGGCGACAAUGAGAACCGGCCGCUGAAGUGGCUGUCGCUGGAGUCGCUCCAGAAACGAGUGUAUGCCACCCAGGGCGAUGUGUGGGCCUUGGGCGUCACCUACUGGGAGCUGGUCACCCUGGCCCAGAUGCCACACGAGGAGGUGGACAUAUUCGAGCUUACCAAUUACUUGGCUGCCGGCUUCCGGCUGGAGCAGCCCGUCAACUGCCCAGAUGAAUUCUUCACGGUCAUGAACUGCUGCUGGCACUGCGAGGCCAAACAGCGACCCACGCCCUCCCAGUUGCUAUCGUAUCUGCAGGACUUCCAUGCGGAUCUGGGCAUGUACAUCUAAGCGAGACGAAGGACUGACGCAGGACUGACGCAGGAUGAGCGGUAUCCAGGUGGAGUCAAGCGGAGCGAAGCCCAAUAUAAAUUAAUUGAAACUUUUGCAUUUUAAAUGUGAGAUUAAAUGUGAAUUUACCUGUUAGAGUUUGGCGCAAAACCAAUUACACUGAGAGCCAGCUAACUUCAGAUACGUAAGCACACGCAUAUACACACACCAGUACACUGGGGUGGACCUCUAUCACCUGCAUUUAACUAUUAAACUUAAUAAAAGCAGGUAAAAGCAUUACAUCUCUCUCAAGAGAUAUCUGUAAUGAGGUAUAUCAACAAAGGCCACACGGCGUAUGAGCUAUUUCAGUUAGAGCGCACAAAUGAACAUCGAAUACUUUAAGGCCACACUGCGUAUGAGCAAUGCAGUUUGCUGGCCUUAAAGUUCCAUCUCACUUCGAACAUAGAGCAACUAAGGGCAACACACUGCGUAUGCGUGAUGCCCUUGAAAGCCGUGCAUCAAAGCGAGUCAAAAGUCAAAUAGCAACUGAGGUCCACCCAACAAUAGAAGAGCUAUCAUUUUCCAGCCCGUUGACACCAGAGCCAGAGGUCGAAAUGACCCCCGGGCGGCAUGAGGGUUAAGCGUUAGAUAAAACUGACAUUUAAGUAGUUAGCAAUUGAAUAACAAACACUCACACGCAGCGAAACACACAGAAUUACGCCGAAACAUUGAAAACAACACACACGGACACAGACACGAAACUUAAAUGAUAAAUGAAUGUGAAUUAUUGAUGUGCAUAUUUUAUUGAAUGUGUGUAGCGUGUAAGCCAAGCCACAGGACGAAGGAUUGAGCGGGAAGAGGUGCGACAACAGGAUGCGGAAUCUUUUGUUCACGAAUGUUGUCCUCGAGAUUGUUACGAAUGCGAUAUAUUUAUUUACCUUGAUUAUUAUUAUUACUAUUGCGUAUGUCAUAAGGGAGGAAGUUCAAAACAGAAUCUGUAUCAGGUGAAAAGCAAAAAGAGCAAAUGUUAAACCGAUGGCAAACAACCGAUAAACAUUAUCCACACCCACACAACUACACUCGCUUGCAUAGAGCUCCCUUAGCACCUUAACCCCAGAAUGCUCCGCACUAAUUCACUUUCGGAGAAACUGGUCGCAAUCGUUUCGUUGCUCAAUUAGUUCGAAGCCAAAGGACAGGGGAAUAAUCUCCGCCCCUGACAGCUUGCGCCAUGAAAUAUGCAAUUUGCAAUAUGCACCUGGGUUUUCGCUCAGUGCAUUUGUGAGUUUGUGAGUUUCACUGCGCUCGCUUCUCAACCUGUCACUUGGCCCCAAUCCGAGCCAAAAUCUCCAGCUUAAGACGUCCUUGCUGUUUGUGUACGCCUUUUAGUUGAAUUAGCUAGAAAUUGUUUCUGUUUCCGUUUCUGUUUCUGUUUCUGUUUCUAUCUCUGUAUCCAUUUCCACAGAGUUAUGUAUUAAUUUGCCUUUGCGUUAGCCAAGCCAGGCGGCAACUUAAAGUUGUCAAGCCCCAAAAAGCCCCACAUCCCCCACAAGACUUGGAAACUGAACUGGGAUGGGAGUGGGUGUGCCCAGAAGACUUUGCAGAUGAUUUAUUCAGUGGAAUAAUCCUCACCCAUCCCAAGUUACUUUCCAAUUAAUAAAUAGAUAAAGGCCGCCACCUAAACGUAGUUUAAAUGUUCUCUGUAGUAAUGAAAGCAAAAAGAGAAACUGCAAGAAAUGCAAAUACGAAUACAAAAACCAGUCACGCACCGAAUUAACUAAUGUCGCAAUAGAAAAUAGUUCCAAACCAGCAGCUGCUUAUUCGUCUAGCUACGUAAGCCAUCUUCGAUAUUGUUUAUUCUUAAGCUUCGCACUCGACUAUGGAAAUGUUACUAAGCAAAUACUGAUAAUACGGAAAUACUAAACUGCAAACUAUCAAAGCUCUCUGCAUUUAAUAAAUAUCCCCAAAAAAGGCUGCCAGGCAGCCAACUCAGCACACUCACAGAAAACAACACCCACACGAAGAGGAGAACUUUAAAUACAUAUAUUAUAAAGCUACGGAGACGGAGCUCUUGAAUCAAAGGAGCAGCCCCACUACUAUAACUAACUGAAUGUGUUUCAUGUUUAUACAUACAUACAUAUAUGUGUACGUGAGUGUAUGUCUAUGACUAAACGUAUAUUUUGUCGUCAAAUUGAAAACCUACUGUAAAGGCUAUUAAGAGGAAAAGCAACAGCACCAGCAACACCAACACUAGCAAACGUGUAAGGCCCGGAAGGAAGGGGCCAAAACACACACAAGCAGACACAGACACACACACACACACACACACACAUAGAAGAAGCCUAGAAACCACGAAGCAAAACAAGUUGUCAUUCACUCUACAUAUGUCUCACUCCUUAACUCUAUAUAGAUGUAUCCCUGUAUCCUACUUUUAGAUAUACUCUAGCGUAUGAUUGUAUGUGUAUACAAAAACUCGAAACUAAUGUGUUUUCGUCUACAAACGAAAUGAAGAAGGAAUAUCUGCUAAGACACUCACACACACACACACACACACUCGUAACUCUCUAAAUACUCAAAACUCCCUGACACCUUCGAGACUCACCCCGCCCCACCCACCACCCCCUCUAACUAUCCGAACGCUUUUCUAAGUGGGCGUGGCACCAGGACAAAGCUAAGAACCAGAACGACAACCUUAAGCAGAAAUUCAAUUUUUGUGAAGAGCGGCAGCCGGAAACGAAAAGCAAAAAAAAAAACAGAAAAUCUUAAAAACUCUGAAACAAAACAAACA
Molecule: messenger RNA, 5260 nt
Organism: Drosophila santomea
Lineage: Eukaryota; Metazoa; Arthropoda; Insecta; Diptera; Drosophilidae
Gene: Drl-2
Product: tyrosine-protein kinase Dnt
Exons: 10
Coding region: 550-2496 (648 amino acids)
Biological process (GO): cell surface receptor protein tyrosine kinase signaling pathway; axonogenesis; protein phosphorylation
Cellular component (GO): signaling receptor complex
Molecular function (GO): ATP binding; protein kinase activity
Source: RefSeq, a predicted model, not a curated record